GCUUCGAGACCACGUACAAGACGUGGUCUGCUGCCAAAAGGGAAUACUGCUGUGCUCAUUUCCAAAUGGGAUGUAAAGUGAUGAACUUCAACUGCGCAGUUGACUUGUCUGACUGGCAAGACAAGUGGAGCGAGAAGAAGAAGUCCUGGUGCUGCAAGACGCAGGGCAAG
This is a messenger RNA of Symbiodinium natans, 170 nucleotides long. Lineage: Eukaryota; Dinophyceae; Suessiales; Symbiodiniaceae. The record is from the annotation of a GenBank genome assembly.